Messenger RNA from Propithecus coquereli (Coquerel's sifaka), 1936 nucleotides. RefSeq names its product prostate androgen-regulated mucin-like protein 1 (gene PARM1). The transcript has 5 exons. The record is from RefSeq and is a predicted model, not a curated record. Bases 1 to 912 code for a protein of 303 amino acids. NCBI's taxonomy places the organism in Eukaryota, Metazoa, Chordata, Mammalia, Primates, Indriidae. Gene Ontology annotation, cellular component: plasma membrane; early endosome; Golgi apparatus.
AUGGUGCCCAGACUUCAAAAACACCCUUGCACUUCCCAGUUUGAUACCAUGGAGCGGUUAAAAGGGUGCAGCGUGCAGAGCGCGCCCACGUCGGCCCCCUCGCCUGCGUCUCUGCCGGCGAAGAGCGCCCCGCCGCCCGCCGUCGGGACCGACUCUCCACAGACGCCCGCCGCGGCCGCGGCCCCGGCCCCGGCCCCGACGUCGCCGCUUCCCAACACCACUUCCGUCGAGCCCCGGGGAGAGAAGACCACCGGAACGGCUCCCAGCUGGGAAGGCACAGACACAGCCCCGGCUCCUCCCGGGUUCCCGCCAACGAGCGGCGGGGUCCCCCUGACAGUCACGCCCGGGGAACGCGGCGCGGACGCGAGCGAAGCGAGCGCGCCGCCCACAGCGUCGCAGCCCCCGGCCGAGCCUCCCGCGCCCACCUCCCCUCCGGCUCCAGCCUCGCCGCCCGCAUCCCUGCCGCCCUCGCCACCUGACGCUUCCUCCGCGCCCGUCACCGCCAACCACAGCUCCCCCGCGACCGGCACGCAGCCCACCGGAGCGCCGACCGCACCGGGGCCCCCGACAGAGGAGCCCAGCUCUGGCCACAGCCCCGCUGCGCACACCGCGGUGGAGCCGGGGCCCCAGGAGAGGACGCCCCCAGCGACCGCGUCGGGCAAGGCGAUGUGCGAGCCGAUGGACGCGGAGACCACCACCGCCUUCCCCAGGGCGAUCGUGCAGGAAGUGGAGCAUGCGCUGAGUUCAGGCAGCAUCGCCGCCAUUACCGUGACAGUCAUCGCCGUGGUGUUGCUGGUGUUUGGAGUCGCGGCGUACCUGAAGAUCAGGCACUCCUCCUACGGAAGGCUUUUGGAUGACCACGACUACGGGUCCUGGGGAAACUACAACAACCCUCUGUACGACGACUCCUAACACAGGAACACGGCCUGGGAUGAGGAGUGACUGUUCUUUAUUUAUGAGUGCUUAUCCAGUAGAAUUUAUAACACGUACCUGAUGCACAUGGAACGACAAUCUUAAGCCCUGUUUCGUUGGUAUGGUUGUUUCUGUUUUCCUUCCUCUCCUCUAGCUGCUACAACUUCCCCUUUCCGGUACAAAAAGAACCAUUAUUUAAAGGUGAGUAGGGGCUGAUUUUCAGCUGAAAUGGGCCAGCCUUGCUCCGGCCACACCAGACCACGACGGUGCAGGCUGCCGCCCCCACCGCAGGACCCAGCGCAAGAAGGACCCAGGAAGCGCACUUGGGUUGUUUUGUUGGGGUUGACUUUCAGGGGAACUUUUUGUUUGUGGUAUUUCUUAAACUCCUAUUCGGGAAAUCACAUGAAAUAUCAAUGAGGGGAAAGGAAAUGAGUCCUCCUCGGAGGGUUUCACCCUGCACGGGAGGGAGCAGGGGUUUCUCGGAUUCCUUUUUAAUCCCUGUUUAUCGGGUUGUAGCUGACAGGAUGCCUGCUUGGCUCUACAAGCCUGACAGCAGCUCCUUAGCGGCCUAACUAAUGAAAGGUGGAAACAGGAAGUGCCCUCGUGUGGCAGGUCCCCCGGGAUCUGAGCAUGCGCUCUACCUGCCCUCCCGCCCCGGCCGCCUGCGUCCGCACGGGCUGCCGGCUCCGGGCAAGUGCAGCGGGGACCCCAGCCCACGAGCGAUGGCAGAGUUGCAUUUCCACAGGAGAAGGCUGUGAGAUGCGCUGAGUGAUAGAAACGGAGAGGCAUGUGGAGCUGUGGAGUGAGCGCGCAGGUGUGUGGGGUUGGGAGAGAGACGGGUGGGGGGAAGAAGGAUGCUCACCUGCAUUGAGUAUCGCGUUAGGGCAAGUGGAAAUAGCUGUCGACAACAGCCGGCAACAUCCACUGCUUAGAGGAGCCCAGAAAAUCCUUGCUUUACACCCAUGAAGCGACUGGUCCACUGCCUCACUCUCUGUUGGAUAAUGGCUGUAAACUGUUAAAAAAA